CUUCGGAAUAUAGAUUUUGUUGAGGCGUUUUGCCUGAGUUUGGAAAACAUUAGGGGAGGACUGCCUUCAAACUAUUAUGGACACAAUCUGUUAACAUAUGUACACAUUUCCGUGUGACACGGCAGAGAAGUGCAUAGAGUAUUUAUAGGAACCGGCUUUUAUAACGCUAUCAGCGGACUCGAGCCAGUAUGGAAAUCGAUGGGAAUUCAUUGUUUGUGGAGAUUCACCCACAUCAUCAUGAAGCAGGAAUAGCAAAGCGACGGAAACUUUUUUGAUCAGUGCUCGGAGUGUUUUUGUUCUUUAUAUUUUACUUUUUUUUUUUUAAAGAAAAUAAAAAUCGGUGUGUUUUUAAUCAAAGACAAGUGGAAAGAAAUUUCAAGCGAGAGCCUGUGAGAAAAGAAGCUGUCCCAUGUAACGAAACGUAAUAGUUUAAGUUUGUUUUAGCUAGUUUUAUAGAGAUUUUUUUUGUAGUCCUAGUUUUUGUACAAAUACUAUAUCAUCAAUUGGGUGUAUAUAAGGCACCCGAUAUAACUUUUGAAGCCAUGUCUGAGAGAAAAUUGUAAGCGGUUUUUAACAAGUUUUACGAAGUUGUUUAGGCUACUACACCAAAGAUGAGGUCUUCUUUGGCUCCCGGCAUUAGACUGAUCACGUCCUUCUCAAGAGACAGCUGGUACCGAGGUUUCACCCUCUUCCUCACCUUCCUCUUCUAUACCAGCUACCAUCUCUCCCGGAAACCCAUCAGCAUCAUUAAGAGUCAGCUGCACAGAAAUUGUUCCACCCUCAUUCGACCUCCAAACCUCAAUGGAACGGACAAUGAAACCUGGUGUGACUGGGUGCCCUUUGACCAGGACAACUACAAGACACUGUUUGGAGCCGUGGACAACUCCUUCCUGGUUGCUUAUGCCAUUGGCAUGUUUUUCAGUGGGAUAUUUGGAGAGCGCGUGCCCCUGCGCUACUACUUGACCAUCGGUAUGCUUCUCAGUGGUCUCUUCACAUGUCUGUUAGGCCUGGGCUUCUACUUGAACAUCCACUCAAUAUGGUACUACGCCUUCUUCCAGGCAAUGAAUGGACUGGUGCAGACGACAGGCUGGCCUGCAGUGGUGGCCUGCGUUGGGAACUGGUUCGGAAAAGGGAAGCGAGGAUUCAUCAUGGGCGUCUGGAACUCCCACACCUCGGUAGGCAACAUACUGGGCUCACUCAUCGCUGGCGUCUUCGUAUCUUCGGCCUGGGGCAUGUCCUUCAUCGUGCCUGGCAUCAUCAUCGCCUCCACUGGCGUUCUCUGUUUCUUCUUCCUGGUGGAAAAACCAGAAGAUAUCGGUUGCAGCCCUCCACAACACCAUGAGGACAAUGAGAAGGAGCCUCUCUUACAGAACUCAUCCAGUAAUGAGAUCUUCAGCAGUCCUGGCCAGUCCAACUCUAUCUCCUCUGAGUCGGCAGAGGAGCACACCAAGGCCAUCAGCUUCUGCGGGGCCCUCAGGAUACCUGGCGUGAUGGAGUUCUCCCUCUGUCUUCUGUUCGCUAAGCUCGUUAGCUACACCUUCCUCUACUGGCUUCCUCUCUACAUUGCUAACGUUGCCCAUUUUGACCCCAAGGAAGCUGGGGACAUGUCAACACUAUUUGAUGUAGGAGGAAUUGUUGGGGGCAUCGUGGCUGGACUGGUGUCGGACCAAACUGGGGGCAGAGCCUCUACCUGCUGUGUCAUGUUAAUCCUGGCUGCCCCUAUGCUGUUCCUGUACAACCACAUUGGACAGCAUAGCCUAGCAACCACAAUCGGGAUGCUGUUGGUGUGCGGAGCCCUGGUGAACGGACCCUACGCCCUCAUCACCACCGCUGUGUCUGCUGACCUGGGGACGCAUGAGAGCCUGAGAGGAAAUUCUAGAGCAUUGUCAACGGUCACUGCGAUUAUUGACGGCACAGGGUCAAUAGGUGCCGCCCUAGGUCCUUUGUUAGCAGGGCUGAUCUCUCCGACGGGAUGGAACAAUGUCUUUUUCAUGCUGAUCACUGCUGAUAUCCUCGCCUGUUUGCUGCUGUCCAGGCUGGUGUAUAAAGAGGUGAGGGGCUGGUGUGGACACAGCCCCAGACAUAGAGGGUUCAAAGAAAUCUGAGUGGCCGCCUGGGACAAGAGACCGUAUCACACCUGCGAGGAAGGGCGCAGGAAAAAUGACCCAGUAAUAAUCCCUGAGGCACACCGUGAUUCAUACAGUACUGGUCCUUUCAUCCUUCAGCCUUAAUAGAUCCAUACCUCGUCACCAGCAGAUGAAAGGAGCUGAAAAAGGAGGAAGGGGCCAUUGAUAUUCUGGGACCGUCUGACAGAGAGAACAUGUCCCUUCCUCAAGUGACCGCAAAGCUCUUUCUCUUUUAAACCCCAAAAAAUACACUUUAAAACAUGUUUUUAUAGACUGUCUCUCUUAUAGCCCCUCUCAGUGCUGUGUGCAUCUUUCAUGUUUUAUCAUUACAAUUCUGUGCACACUGUGCCUUUCCCCAAUCUCCCCUCCAGUUGACAUCACAUACCAGUAUUGGGCAAGUUGAAUACAGGGGGAGCUCAUUUUGCACAGCCGAGGGAUGCCAAACUACAUAAGCAGUAAAGGAGGAGUUUCAAGGUAAUCAAGGGCUGUGGAGGUGAAUGUCAUCACCAACAAAAACUCAACGGAUAAGGAAAAGUUUGCUGACUGAUCAAAAACAAAUCUGACUGCACCAUCACAUUAUUCCAUUUGUCUCUGAUGCAAAUGUUUGUUGAAAUGUUUAUUGAUCAAUGAUUAGAAGUUAGUUUUUAUCCUCCAUGUGCACUUCGUUGUUUUGUUUUUGACUCCACCCCUCCUAGCCGGCCCUGUUGUCAAUUUUGAGCAGGGUAUGUGAUGAUACUGAUGGUUUGUCUGGACUAAACGUUUUUACGGUUGUGGCUAGAUAACGAGUUCCCAAACUUUUUUUGUCCCACGACCCCUUUCAAUUUUGUUUGUGACGCCCCCCCCUGCCCACCAUGUAAAAAAAUAAAAUAAUAAUUGCCAAACGGCCAACAUUUACUUUUUUUAAAUUGUCUAUAACCGUCUAUUACAAAUCAAUCUGACAGCACUUUUGACAGUAUUUCAAUCUGAAGGAAGUAUGGUUUGAAAUGACUGAAAUGCAUCAGCGGUAUUGGGAAGUUCAGAAGAUCAUCAGUCAAUAAUUCUGUGUAGAAAAGAAUACCAUCAUUGAUGAUCCCCCCCCAGUUUGAUUUAGUUAGCGCCUAGUCUUUUGCACUCUGUUCUAAUGAGUCCUGCGUGGCUUGUGGGCAUUGUAGAGGAAAACAUACGUGUUCCUAAGAGUCUUAUCUUUCAGUCAUGGGGUCAUAAUAUUUUGUAGCUUAAACCAUUCAAAGGAUAGAGCCACAUUUGUAGGAAGAAAACAGAAACCACUCUGUUUAUUACAACUAAAACUUGCAGCUUCUAUGAACUAAGCAAGAUUUCAGACUUUCUCUUGCGACCCCCAUUGGAAAACGGUGGGCUAGAUGGAGUUCAGCUAUGGAGAGAAGUUUCUGUACAUGGCACGUUAGGAUAAAUAAUUUAGCAGCUUAAGAGAAUGAAGUUAAGGUUAGGAAAAGGGUUGGGCUUAGCUAAAAUGCAACGUUUGUCAACAACUGUUGUCCUCGACGCGACAUCUAGAUGGAGCUGUACUCCAUCUAGUCACAAUCGUAGGAACCAUCUAUCCCGACAAACCAUCGGUAUCAUAACAGGGGUUUUGACUUUUGCCGUCGGGCUCCUAAAUUGCAAGUUGACAAACAGCCAGGGGACCGAGCCAUGCAAAACGAGCUCACCCAAUGUUUUCACGUGUGACUUUGAUUGUAAAUGUAUCUCUUUUAGUGGCACGCUACCUACUCUCCUACAUUUAUUUGGCAGAGAAGCUAAAAAUGUAAUUUGGCUCUAUACUCCAGCUUUUUGGAUUUGAAAUCAAAUGAGCCGAAAAUACAUCAUUUUUUAUUUUGGGGUGUUUUGUUAGUGGAAUUAAAUUUCUAUAUGUUUAAUACCCAAUUAAAGUAAUACACUCAGCCCAUUUCUAAGGAUUUGUAAGAAACUUAUUUGCAUAAAAUGGGCGGACACCUGUCUCAAAAUCAA
Messenger RNA from Oncorhynchus nerka (sockeye salmon), 4088 nucleotides. It is a transcript of the gene slc37a2, whose product is annotated as solute carrier family 37 member 2. Bases 612 to 2105 code for a protein of 497 amino acids. Gene Ontology annotation, molecular function: glucose 6-phosphate:phosphate antiporter activity. The record is from RefSeq and is a predicted model, not a curated record. Gene Ontology annotation, biological process: glucose-6-phosphate transport; phosphate ion transmembrane transport. Lineage: Eukaryota; Metazoa; Chordata; Actinopteri; Salmoniformes; Salmonidae. Gene Ontology annotation, cellular component: endoplasmic reticulum membrane. The transcript is spliced from 18 exons.